GUAGUGACAGCUAAUAAUAAUUGUUUACUUUAACAAAAAUCAAAUAAUUUAUUUAAAUUAUGGCCGCAAAAUCCGUAGCGACAGCCACAGUCAGGGCUGUAAAAAGAAAAUUAUUGCCUACCAGAGCAGCUUUAGUUCUGACCCCUUCAGCAGUAAAUCAAAUAAAAAGUAUACUGAAAGAUAAAAAUGAAUAUAUAGGUUUAAAAAUUGGAGUACGUCAAAGAGGUUGCAACGGAUUGUCAUAUACUUUGGAUUACGCAGCAAAGAAAGAAUCGAUGGAUGAAGAAGUGGUGCAAGAUGGAGUUAAAAUUUUUAUUGAUAAAAAAGCGCAACUCACACUACUUGGAACUGAAAUGGAUUAUGUGGAAAAUAAACUCAGCUCAGAGUUCGUUUUUAAUAACCCCAAUAUCAAAGGGACUUGUGGAUGUGGUGAAUCAUUUAGUGUUUGAAUUAUAGAAAUCUCGUAGAUUUUUUUUGUAAAUAGAUUAUUUAUUUUCCUUAAAAGAUAUUAGUAGAGCACUUUAACUUAGAGAAUAAAGCUGUUAUAACAG
Anoplophora glabripennis (Asian longhorned beetle) is the source of this 551-nucleotide messenger RNA. RefSeq names its product iron-sulfur cluster assembly 1 homolog, mitochondrial (gene MagR). Lineage: Eukaryota; Metazoa; Arthropoda; Insecta; Coleoptera; Cerambycidae. Gene Ontology annotation, biological process: iron-sulfur cluster assembly. Gene Ontology annotation, molecular function: 2 iron, 2 sulfur cluster binding. Gene Ontology annotation, cellular component: cytoplasm; mitochondrion. The coding region runs from base 60 to 449 and encodes 129 amino acids. The transcript is spliced from 4 exons. The record is from RefSeq and is a predicted model, not a curated record.